Molecule: messenger RNA, 4036 nt
Organism: Pistacia vera
Lineage: Eukaryota; Viridiplantae; Streptophyta; Magnoliopsida; Sapindales; Anacardiaceae
Product: kinesin-like protein KIN-14E
Biological process (GO): microtubule-based movement
Cellular component (GO): cytoskeleton
Molecular function (GO): ATP binding; microtubule binding; microtubule motor activity
Source: RefSeq, a predicted model, not a curated record
CUUCGGAUCUCUGAAUCUCUCCUCAAUCUUUCUGGUACACUUCUGGCUGGGCUUUGCAACUCUUUGAUUUUCGAGUUAUCAUGACAUAAAGUAUGAGAUUUCUUCUAAAGAGCUGAUUAUAGUGAAAUGACAAUUGAUGUGCAAUCAUCAAUGGCCCAAAGUGUGAGAGCAACUAGGUCUUCCUUUAGCUCUAGCAAUGGAAAUGAAGAAACUCCUUUGCACAAUCCUGUUUCUAUCUCAAAUGGGGAUGAAUAUGAUAGUGAUGGCUCCAAUUUUGCACCACCUACACCUACGACACUCUCAAUGGCUAUUCCAGCAGAACUUGCAGGUGCUAUACCCUUGAUUGAUCGAUUCCAGGUGGAAGGAUUUUUGAGAAUGAUGCAGAAACAAAUUCAAUCUGCCGGUAAACGUGGGUUUUUCUCAAAAAAAUCUCUAGGCACUCAAGUUCGAGAAAAGUUCACUUUUGAGGAUAUGCUUUGUUUCCAAAAGGAUCCUAUACCGACAUCGUUACUUAAAAUCAACAGUGACCUGGUCAACAGAGCAACAAAAUUGUUUCAGAUAAUUUUGAAGUACAUCGGAGUUGAUCCAUCUGAUCGAGUAACUCCUCCGAGUUUAGAUGAACGAAUUGAGUUUGUUGGGAAACUAUAUAAGCAAACUUUGAAGCGUGCUGAGCUCCGAGAUGAACUUUUUGCUCAGAUUUCAAAACAAACCAGGAACAACCCUGAUAGGCAAUACUUAAUCAAAGCAUGGGAGCUGAUGUAUUUAUGUGCAUCCUCCAUGCCUCCUAGCAAGGACAUGGGUGGAUAUUUAUCCGAGUAUGUUCAUAAUGUAGCGCAGGGUGUUAAUACUGAUUCUGAGGUCCAAAUCCUGGCUCUGAAUACAUUAAAUGCUUUAAAGCGUUCAGUUAAAGCUGGUCCCAGGCAUAUGAUACCAGGUCGUGAGGAGAUUGAAGCUCUUCUAACUGGUAGAAAGCUUACAACUAUAGUUUUCUUUUUGGAUGAAACAUUUGAAGAAAUUACAUACGACAUGGCAACAACAGUAUCUGAUGCUGUAGAGGAACUUGCGGGGAUAAUUAAACUAUCAGCUUACUCUAGCUUCACUCUAUUUGAAUGCCGUAAAGUUGUCACUGGUUCCAAGUCACCUGAUCUUGGGAGUGAGGAGUAUAUUGGGUUAGAUGAUAACAAAUAUAUUGGUGAUCUGCUGGCGGAAUUUAAAGCAGCCAAGGAUCGAAGUAAAGGAGAAAUUCUGCACUGCAAACUAACAUUUAAAAAGAAGCUAUUUCGAGAGUCAGAUGAAGCUGUGACAGACCCAAUGUUUGUGCAAUUGUCAUAUGUUCAAUUGCAACAUGACUAUGUAUUGGGCAAUUAUCCAGUUGGAAGGGACGAUGCUGCCCAGCUUUCUGCAUUGCAGAUCUUGGUUGAGAUUGGCUUUGUUGGUAGCCCUGAAUCAUGCACUGAUUGGACUUCUCUUCUUGAACGAUUCCUCCCUAGACAAGUUGCAAUUACUAGGGCAAAGCGGGAUUGAGUUGGAUAUUCUUUCUCUUAUCGAUCAAUGGAGCAUUUACACAAAGAUGAUGCUAGACAACAAUUUCUGCGGGUAUUGAGGACGCUUCCUUAUGGGAAUUCAGUUUUCUUCAGUCGAAAGAUUGAUGAUCCUAUUGCUUUGCCAGGAAGAAUUGUCUUGGGCAUUAACAAGCGAGGGGUUCAUUUUUUCCGUCCAGUUCCAAAAGAGUAUCUACAUUCUGCAGAGCUAAGAGACAUAAUGCAAUUUGGUAGUAGCAAUACUGCUGUAUUUUUUAAGAUGAGAGUUGCAGGUGUUUCUCAAUUCCAGUUUGAAACCAAGCAGGGAGAAGAAAUUUGUGUUGCUCUUCAGACACAUAAUGAUGUAAUGUUACGUCGAUACUCCAAAGCACGCUCUGCUACUAGUGCAAUGAAUGGAGAUCAUUCUAACAAUGUUAAGCCUCCUAGUAUGGAAGUGUUUGAAAAACGUGUGCAGGAUUUAUCCAAAACUGUUGAAGAAUCUCAAAAAAAUGCUAAUCGUUUGUCAGAAGAAUUGCAUGAAAAGGAAAAGCAAAACAAAAUGCAAGAAGAACUGGAGAGCUUGAAAGAUGCUUUGAGAAGGAAGCAGAAAUUGGCAGAAGUUGCUAGCGACCGUGAUAGUCUUAAAUUGUUGUGCCAUGAAAAGGAUACUGAUCUUCAAGCUGCAUUGAUGGAAAAAAAGAGCAUCGAAGUGAGCAUUGCGCAGCUUCAGGAUGAACUAAAAAUUUGCAAUGAGCAAUUGCAUGCAGAACAAGAAAUUGUGAAGAAGUUGUUGAAUGAGAAAAUCAUAUUAGAGCAGAGGGUUUUCAAAGUUGAAAAGAAAAAAGCUGAGGAAUGGAAAUUCUUGAGAAACUUUGAGCAAGAACGCAAGGCUUUAAGGCUCCCAUGUUUGAAAUUGAAGAAAGUUGGAAAGACUACACAAGAUUUGGCUACUGUUCAGUCAACUCUUGCAACUAGGAUACAGAUUGGCUGUACUACAGAACAACUUAAGGAAUUAGAGGAAUUGAGAGAGAUGAAAGAGGUAUCAGAGAUAGAAAAUGAGCAAACUGCUGCCAUCUUGAAGAUGCAAGACCAACUUGCUGAGUUAGAAGCACUUUAUAAAGAAGAGCAAACUUUAAGGAAACGUUACUUUAAUACUAUUGAAGAUAUAAAAGGCAUAAGGGUUUUCUGUCGUUUAAGACCUCUAAAUGAGAAAGAGGUUGUGCAAGUAAGACAUGUUCUUUCAAGUCUUGAUGAGUUCACAGUAGAACAUCCAUGGAAAGAUGAUAAGGCAAAGCAACAUAUGUAUGAUCGAGUCUUUGAUGGCUAUGCCACCCAAGAUGAUGUCUUUGAGGAUACACGGUACUUGGUUCAAUCUGCUGUUGAUGGCUACAAUGUUUGUAUAUUUGCUUAUGGACAAACUGGAUCUGGAAAGACAUUUACAAUAUACGGAUCUGAGAUCAAUCCUGGAAUUACUCCACGAGCCAUCACAGAACUUUUUAGAAUCUUAAAGAGAGAUAGUAAUAAAUUUUCAUUUUCUUUAAAGGCAUAUAUGGUGGAGUUGUAUCAAGAUACCCUUGUAGACCUUUUAUUACCAAGGAAUGCAAAGCGUUUAAAAUUGGACAUUAAGAAAGAUUCAAAGGGUAUGGUGGCAGUAGAAAAUGUGACAGUUGUAUCAGUUUCUACAUUUGAAGAAUUAAAAAGCAUUAUCCAAAGAGGAUCUGACCAGCGGCAUACAUCUGGAACUCAGAUGAAUGAAGAAAGUUCAAGAUCUCACUUGAUACUUUCAAUUGUCAUUGAAAGUACUAACCUUCAAACUCAAUCUGUUGCAAGAGGAAAGCUAAGUUUUGUGGACCUUGCUGGUUCCGAAAGGGUAAAGAAGUCAGGCUCUUCGGGUAGUCAACUCAAGGAAGCUCAAAGUAUCAACAAAUCACUUUCAGCUCUCGGUGAUGUUAUUAGUGCUUUAUCUUCAGGCAGUCAACACAUACCUUAUAGGAAUCACAAGUUAACAAUGCUAAUGAGUGAUUCACUUGGUGGAAAUGCAAAAACUCUUAUGUUUGUGAAUGUAUCUCCAGCUGAAUCAAAUUUGGAUGAGACUUACAAUUCCUUAUUGUAUGCUUCAAGAGUGCGGUCAAUUGUGAAUGAUCCAAGCAAAAAUAUUUCAUCGAAGGAGGUAGCUCGAUUGAAAAAGUUGGUUUCAUAUUGGAAAGAGCAAGCAGGUAGAAGGGGGGAUGAAGAAGAUUUUGACGAGAUUCAAGAAGAACUGCCGAUGAAAGACAGGACAGAUGGCCGCCAUUCCAUGUAGAGAUUAUGUGAGGGUAUCUGAAAUUUCAGGUAUAAGUACUGUUGAUCUUGUAGGUUGGUGGAUAUAGUUUUGGUUUGAUGGACCACACUGAACAUGUGUGAUAGCUAGAGUCACUUUUGAUUUAUUGGCUGAAGCGUUUAGUUGUAUAGUUGGCAUUCCGCAUUGGGUUGUACAUAUUUAUGAUUCACUUUUGUUGAAUACGUAUGUAUCUGAA